UAAUAAAUAAUUCUCACAUUUCACGGUGGUGUUACUGUUACAAAAUUCACUCGAAGUUCCAAACCUUCAUGUCAGAAACACACAAAACAAUUUGAUGCCAAAUAAACAACACCGAAUCUCAACUUCAUCCAACACAACAACACACAUCAUCGUUACUCUUCUUGUUCUUUUCAUCUCUACAAUUUCACUUUCCGGUUAGAAUUUCUUGUUCAUUGUUUUAACUUUUAAUGUUGCUAUCUUUGAAUGUAACAAUGGGGUGUUAUUGAUUGCUCAAAGUAGUGGAAAAAAAUUCACCCUUUACGUCUUUUUACAAAAAGGUUACAUUUAUAAACUUUUUUUGUUGUGUGUAGAGAAAAACCCAUUUCAUAAAAUGUACUAUUGUGAAUGAUUUUGCACUUUUUUUGCUUUGUUGUUGAAGCAACAAUGAAGGGUCAAUGUUAGAUUAAUGUUUAAAAGUUAAAGUUUUUAACUUUAUUAUGGAAUUGUCAACAAACACUAAACCUAUGAAAUCCAACUCAAAUUUAUCAGAAAUGGUAUUUAAAUUUGCCAAAGUUUGUAAAUUCAAAUCUAUUGGGGUUUUUUCAUCUGAAAUCCCUAAUCUCCAUCAUUUGCAUAGACCCUUUUUCAAUGAGUCUCUAUUGAGUGGAAAUAGUAGUGAAGAGUUCAAAUGUUAUGACCAAAAAGUUCAUCCUCAUUCUAUUGAAUUGAAAGGCAAAGAGGAUUCUUGUGGUGAUUUGGUUGUCAUGAAUAAGAUUUUUGAUGCUGUUUCAGAUUUGAAACUUGCAUAUCUUAAGCUUCAACAAGCUCAUAUACCAUAUGAUCCGAAAAAGAUUGUUGCUGCUGAUGAUCUUGUUGUUGUUGAGCUUGAGAAGCUUUGCAAGUUCAAGAGUGAGUAUAAGGAGAAGCAAUCUAAGAAGGCAAUGAUCAAUGCUGAACUUUCUGAUCUUUUGUUUGCUGAAAUUGUUGCCAAAGAAGCCUUUUUAGGGAAGCUUAAGUCUCAAAAGAGUGGUAAAGAUUCGGAGAUUCUUCGGUUGCGUCGCCAACUUAGUGAUUUGGAAAUGGGGAACAAGAAUUUGUCUGAGAAGAUUAGACAGAUAAAGUUAGAGCAUAGGAAAGCAAGUGUUUUGAGUGUUACUAAGUUUCAAGAUGUUUUCAAGGCUGCUUCAAAAUCUAUUCAUGAUUUCGCGAAACCGAUUAUUAGCUUGAUGAAAGCUUCGGGUUGGGACCUUGAUAGGGCAACAAAGUCCAUCGAAAAUGAUGCUGUUUAUUUGAAAAGAUGCGAUAAGAAGUAUGCUUUCGAGGCCUACAUUGCACGGAGAAUGUUUCAUGGGAUUGCAUUAACUUCCUAUGAUGUGAGUGAUGUUAUGAAAUUUGAUGACCCGAUCGAUGCACUAAUAGAGAAUCCAAACUCAGAUUUCGCCAAAUUUUGCAUAGAAAAAUAUCUUCUGGUUGUUCAUCCCAAAAUGGAAGAGUCGUUCUUUGGCAAUACGGAACACCGCAGAUUCAUAACAAGUGGCAAGCACCCGAGAACAGAAUUCUAUCAAUUAUUUGCAAAAAUGGCGAAAUGGAUAUGGGUUUUGCUAGGAUCUGCAGUCACAAUAGAUCCUAAUGCAACCAUGUUUUCUGUGAUCAAAGGAAGCAUGUUCUCCAACUCGUACAUGGAAUCUGCCGUGGAAGAAAACACGAGCGCAAUGCUUUCUGAUAAAAAAAGAGCUACCUAUAAAGUUCAGUUCAUGAUCAUGCCGGGGUUUAAAGUUGGACACGCGUUGGUGAAGUCUCGAGUUUAUGUUUCGCAACAUCGUUCAAACUAAAUUGUCGCCACUUUAACCGGUAAUUCAGCUAACAGAACCGCAUAGUUUCGAACUUGAAUACUUUGGAUGGUACCUUAGAUAAUCAAGAUAACAAUGCCUAUUUAUAAUCUUUAGUAUAUGUUUAGUUACUAUGGUCUUUAGUUUCUUUAAUUAUUGCACUGUAUUUUCUUCUAAUCCCUUUCAAAUUUCUCUAUCAAAUGUAAAUAGAUGUUUAACUAAACUUCCUAUGAUGAAUGCAUUUUAAUUUA
Molecule: messenger RNA, 2059 nt
Organism: Cicer arietinum (chickpea)
Lineage: Eukaryota; Viridiplantae; Streptophyta; Magnoliopsida; Fabales; Fabaceae
Product: protein GRAVITROPIC IN THE LIGHT 1
Biological process (GO): negative gravitropism; response to red or far red light
Source: RefSeq, a predicted model, not a curated record